Molecule: messenger RNA, 777 nt
Organism: Aureobasidium namibiae CBS 147.97
Lineage: Eukaryota; Fungi; Ascomycota; Dothideomycetes; Dothideales; Saccotheciaceae
Exons: 1
Coding region: 1-777 (258 amino acids)
Source: RefSeq, a predicted model, not a curated record
AUGCCUCACCACGGACACCACCACGGCGGCCACAGAGACCACAAGUCUCGCGACAGCGAACGCCGCUCUGGCAACAGCAACGACAGCGGAAACAAUAGCACCCACUCGCUCAAAAACUACAGCAUCUGGGUCGCUAACCCCGUCUCCUUCGUCGCCCAAACCCCCCAACAAGACCCCAAAUCCCCUCACAUCACCCUGAAACUCACAGACGGCACCAACAGCCCGGAAGCCGACAUCAACGUAAAGUCAACCUCCCAAGACUCUCGUCUGGUCUACUGGACCAACAAUGCUUUUGUCCAUCCAAUCACCCAACAACUGGAGUCUCUACCUCUGGGUCAAAAGAUCUUGACGCCAUCGAAUGGACAACCAUCCCCUUUGGCCCUGGAUUUCCUGCGUACUUCCCCUGCGCUUCUCGACUUGAGUGCUGGUACAAUUCUCCCAGCUACAGGCAACGACACUAUCGAGUCUACCCUCUCCACUAUCCUCAACACCGCAAUCAAUCAAAAAGCAAAAGUUUAUCUCUGGGGCCAAGCUUACAAUGACUCGAAUGGCGAAAGCGGUAUCCAUGAUAUCCACAUGAAUCAAGGCAAUACGGGAGACUUCACAGAUGAUGUGUUCAGUGAUGGCAGCUUUGUGGUGCAGUUUGAAGAUCAUUGGGAAGCCGUGUUUUUGGCGUUUGCGGAUCAGGAGGUGCCGACUGAUGAUGAGACUGGUGACCCCACUGCUGAUGCAAAGGCUUUUGAUCAGACUUUGUCGUCGUCGUCGUCGUCGUCCUAG